AACCAGGCGGGAGAGGGCGCACUCGCGGCCUGGGGGCCGCAGCCAAUCCGCGGGGCCCGUGCGCGGCGCUGGGCGGCCGCCAUUUUGUGGGAGGGCGCGGGCGAAGGGCAGAGCGCGGCGGCGGGACGGCGGCGGCUGAGGACAAGCAGCCAUGGCUGGCCAUGACUCAGGAACUCAACACCAGUUCACUGGAUUUCAGAAGUACUUCAAUUCCUAUACCAUCACAGGCAGGAGGAAUUAUGUAAUAGCAACUUACACAAGUAUUGCAAUGCUCGUCUUGUAUUUCAAGCUCAGACCUAAAAAGAAAACUCCUGCUGUGACAGAUAAGUAAAUGCAGGUUGCUGGCAUGUCGGAACCCCCAAUCUGUGUCAAUGUAAUGCAAGCUGACCUGUUGUGGCUAAUAAAAUAUAAUUAAUUACUUGUUUUAUUGGAAAUAUGAAACGGUGCAAAAAAGCAUAAA
This is a messenger RNA of Falco peregrinus (peregrine falcon), 460 nucleotides long. RefSeq names its product ATP synthase membrane subunit k (gene ATP5MK). Bases 152 to 331 code for a protein of 59 amino acids. Lineage: Eukaryota; Metazoa; Chordata; Aves; Falconiformes; Falconidae. The record is from RefSeq and is a predicted model, not a curated record. The transcript has 4 exons.